AUGCACGACUUUGACUCGGGGUCGGAGCUGAGCAGUCCCGGGGCAUCGCCGAAAGGCGCUCCCGCUGAGCCAGCUGCGGAUGCGCCACCAGUCGCGCCACAGGCACCUGCACCAGAGUCGGCACCCACCCAAGAGUCGGCGCCCCCACCGCCUCCCAAAAAGCCACGCACGCGACCGCCGCCCGAGGCGCGGUUUGCGCAUGACAUGAGCGGAUGGGACCAGCUGUUUGGGCCCAUGACGCAGCCGACGCCGACGCGGGCCAAGGAUGCUACGCCAGAGCAGCGCGCCGCUGCCGUGGAAGCCGAGUCCGCGCGCGUGCGCGAGAGUCGCGCCCACGAGGCGGAGAAAGCGCGGGAGGAAAAGGCUCGUGAGGCGACGGAGCGGGCCAAGGAGCAGGAGCGGCACGUCGCUGCGGCGAUUCGAAAGCCGCGUGUCCGACCUGAUGUGCCGCCUACGGAGCGACGCCCUCAGUCUGUGACGCUGGACGUGCUUGCCGAGAAGCGCCGGCAGCUGCGAGACGAUAUGCACGUCGCUACGUCGAUGGAUAUGCUCUCCCACAUUCGCUCGAUGCAUUCGUUUGAAGAUGCCAUGGCACAGGAUCGCCGCGCUCUGCGUGCAUCCAAGUUCGGUGCUGGACUGCAGCAUCUACGUAUGGGGUCGUAG
Messenger RNA from Malassezia restricta, 663 nucleotides. RefSeq names its product OmpA-like domain protein. The record is from RefSeq and is a predicted model, not a curated record. The coding region runs from base 1 to 663 and encodes 220 amino acids. Lineage: Eukaryota; Fungi; Basidiomycota; Malasseziomycetes; Malasseziales; Malasseziaceae. The transcript has a single exon.